Oncorhynchus kisutch (coho salmon) is the source of this 3103-nucleotide messenger RNA. Its product is annotated as zinc finger protein 91-like. The transcript has 6 exons. Gene Ontology annotation, biological process: regulation of transcription by RNA polymerase II. Gene Ontology annotation, cellular component: nucleus. The record is from RefSeq and is a predicted model, not a curated record. Gene Ontology annotation, molecular function: DNA-binding transcription factor activity, RNA polymerase II-specific. Bases 43 to 2484 code for a protein of 813 amino acids. Lineage: Eukaryota; Metazoa; Chordata; Actinopteri; Salmoniformes; Salmonidae.
GCUGACGAGGCAGAGAAGAGUCUCUCCAGAUCAGAACACCAGAUGGACAACGCUAGCCCUUCCUCCCUCCAGGAGUCCCCGUGUCAUGCCUCUCCCAGUAGCGCCUUACUGCUGGGUAUGAAGAGGUUGUCUGUGCUGCUGGUGGACUGCAGGAAAACAACAGGGCUGAGUGGAACUGUGAGAGGAGGAGAAGAGAAGAAAGGAUCAGAUUUGGCACAUCAAAGAGGAAAACCAAACUUGAAGGAACCAGAUACGUCCGAACCAGCAAGACGACACCUCUGCUGCCAUUGUGGAAAGAGUUUUACCAAGUUAGGAAGCCUGAACAGACAUGAGAGGGGACACACAGAACCGAAGACACAAAAUUGCGCCCAGUGUGGAAAGAGUUUUAGCUACUUAGGAAAUCUGAAAGCUCAUGAGCGAACACACACACGGGAGAUGCCUUUCCGUUGCUCCCAGUGUGGAAAGAAUUUUAAGCGGUUAGACACUCUCAAAACCCAUGAGCAAAUACAGACUAGGGAGAAGCCAUACCAGUGUGGAAAGAGUUUUAGCCAGUCAGGAACCCUGAAGGAACACAUGAGACUGCACACAAGGGAGAAGCCUUACUACUGCUCACAUUGUGGGAAGAGUUUUAGCCAUUUAGUUAGCAUGAAAAGACAUCAGAGGAUACACACAGGAGCGAAGCCACACCUGUGCUCCCAGUGUGGAAAGAGUUUUAAGCGGUUAGACACUCUCAAAACCCAUGAGCAAAUACACAUUAGGCAGAAGCCGUACCAUUGUGCCCAGUGUGGAAAUAGUUUUAGCAAGUCAGGAAGCCUGAAAGUUCAUGAGCGAAUACACACAGGGGAGAAGUCAUACCUUUGCGCCCAGUGUGGAAAGAGUUUUAGCCAGUCAAGCCUGAAGGAACACAUGAGACUGCACACAAGGGAGAAGCCUUACUACUGCUCACAUUGUGGGAAGAGUUUUAACCAUUUAGUUAGCAUGAAAAGACAUGAGAGGAUACACACAGGAGCGAAGCCACACCAGUGCUCCCAGUGUGGAAAGAGUUUUAAGCGGUUAGACACCCUCAAAACCCAUGAGCAAAUACACAUUAGGCAGAAGCCGUACCAUUGUGCCCAGUGUGGAAAGAGUUUUAAGCGGUUAGACACUCUCAAAACCCAUGAGCAAAUACACAUUAGGCAGAAGCUGUACCAUUGUGCCCAGUGUGGAAAGAGUUUUAAGGGGUUAGACACUCUCAAAGCUCAUGAGCGAAUACACACAUGGGAGAUACCAUACCAUUGCGACGAGGCAGAGAAGAGUCUCUCCAGAUCAGAACACCAGAUGGACAACACUAGCCCUUCCUCCCUCCCGGAGUCCCCGUGUCGUGCCUCUUCCGGUAGCAUCUUACUGCUGGGUAUGAAGAGGUUGUCUGUGCUGCUGGUGGACUGCAGGAAAACAACAGGGCUGAGUGGAACUGUGAGAGGAGGAGAAGAGAAGAAAGGAUCAGAUUUGACUCAUCAAAGAGGAAAACCAAUCUUGGAGGAACCAGAGACAUCCGAACCAGCAGGACGACACCUCUGCUCCCAGAUUGGAAAGAGUUUUACCAAGUUAGGAAGCCUAAAAAGACAUGAGAGGGGACACGCAGAACCGAAGCCACAAAAUUGCACCCAGUGUGGAAAGAGUUUUAGCCACUUAGGAAAUCUGAAAGCUCAUGAGCGAACACACACGCGGGAGAGGCCUUUCCAUUGCUCCCAGUGUGGAAAGAAUUUUAAGCGGUUAGACACUCUCAAAACCCAUGAGCAAAUACACACAGGGGAGAAGCCAUACCAUUGUUCUCAGUGUGGAAAUAGUUUUAGCCAGUCAGGAAGCCUGAAAGUUCAUGAGCGAAUACAUACAGGGGAGAAGUCAUACCUUUGCGCCCAGUGUGGAAAGAGUUUUAGCCAGUCAGGAAGCCUGAAGGAACACAUGAGACUGCACACAAGGGAGAAGCCUUACUACUGCUCACAUUGUGGGAAGAGUUUUAACCAUUUAGUUAGCAUGAAAAGACAUGAGAGGAUACACACAGGAGCGAAGCCACACCCGUGCUCCCAGUGUGGAAAGAGUUUUAAGCGGUUAGACACCCUCAAAGCUCAUGAGCGAAUACACACAGGGGAGACACCAUACCAUUGCGCCCAGUGUGGAAAUAGUUUUAGCCAGUCAGGAAGCCUGAAAGUUCAUGAGAGAAUACACACAGGGGAGAAGCCAUACCAUUGUGGCCAGUGUGGAAAGAGUUUUAGCCUUUUAGAAAGCCUGAGAGUUCAUGAGCGAAUACACACAGGGGAGAAGCCUUACCACUGCUCCCAGUGUUCAAAGUGUUUUGCCCAUUUAGGAAGCCUGAAGGAACACAUGAGACUGCACACAGGGGAGAAGCCUUACAAAUGUUCAGACUGUGGGAAGACAUACUACUCAUCACAGACACUUAAAAGUCAUGUGAGAAUCCACACAGGAGAGUAUACUUACUUAUCCUAGUGUGUGAACUCAUAUUUCACAUCACAUUGCCCAUUGUCUUAUAUUGUUGACUGAGAAUGUGUUUACUUGUUUAUACCACAUGAAAUGGAAUGGUACAGGGUAUACUCAAACAUAUAUAUUUGUUUGUUUCUAUUAGAAAACAUGAAUUGAAUAUGGAGUCUGUCAGUUUGAAUAUAAAGGAGAUCAGGUUCCUUCUUUUAAACGGUCCUUUUUUAAACUCUGUGUGUGUUUAUCUGGGUGUGUCAUUCCUCCAGCACUACAGAUAAUCAAGUGAUAUUUGGAUGUGAUGCAUUUGUUCCAUUGUUGACAUCUGCAUUGUUGGCCCACUGAUGAUUUAAUGAAAUUAAAAUGUUCACAGACUCUGUAAAUGGAAAAUGUUAAUUGUAUGUGUGUCCACAUAACUGAGUAUGUGACUAACCUUGUGAAACUGUCCUAUUAUAAUCUCCUGUUCCUGGGAGGAUCAUCCUGUGUUGCAGAGCAGCUGUUUGUGCCUCCCAGGAACAGGAAACUAUAAAGAUAUGUGCUCAUCACCCAAUGCUCCAGGAUUUCAGACUGUCUCCACUGUGCUGUGUAACUCUGUUAUUCUCUCUGAGCUCAGAAAUAAAGAAUCUUGGUUUGA